Rana temporaria (common frog) is the source of this 2513-nucleotide messenger RNA. It is a transcript of the gene TRABD2B, whose product is annotated as TraB domain containing 2B. Gene Ontology annotation, cellular component: organelle membrane. The transcript is spliced from 7 exons. The record is from RefSeq and is a predicted model, not a curated record. Gene Ontology annotation, biological process: negative regulation of Wnt signaling pathway. Gene Ontology annotation, molecular function: Wnt-protein binding; metalloendopeptidase activity. NCBI's taxonomy places the organism in Eukaryota, Metazoa, Chordata, Amphibia, Anura, Ranidae. The coding region runs from base 260 to 1807 and encodes 515 amino acids.
AGGAUGGGACUCCGCGAAGUUUGUAAAGUGCUGUGUAUGUCCCGGCCGCUCCGCAGUGUGAUUGGGAGGGAGAUGCAGAGCUGCAGCCGCCUUCAUGUGCCCAUAGCAGCCCUCAGUACUGCCCUGUGCCCGGCACCCCUCCACCCCGCCUCUGCCAUGGGGGAGCACAGCGCCGUGUACAGCCCCAGCCUGUGAUCCGAUCCCAAUUGUCGGCACUUGUUAGAUGAGGAGAGAAGGGAUCUGAGCUUUACUGGGAACCAUGAGGACCAGGACUGGAGUGCUGUGCUUUGUACUGGGCACCCUGCUCAUCCUCCAGGAGGGUCAGUGCAGGAGGCUGCCCAUGGACACUGGGCAGUGCGGACUGCCCAAGGCGCAAGAAGAACUAAAUUCCUUCUUGUGGACCGUUAAAAGAAACCCUCCUGCUUAUCUCUUUGGAACCAUCCAUGUACCGUACACUAGAGUUUGGGACUUUAUACCUCAGAACUCCAAAAAAGCCUUCCAGGAAAGCAAUAAUGUGUACUUUGAGCUGGACCUGACGGAUCCUUAUACCAUCUCAGCACUGGCCAGCUGUCAAAUGCUCCCACAAGGGGAGAACCUGCAGGAUGUUCUGCCCAAGGACCUCUACCGGAGACUCAAAAGGCACUUAGAAUAUGUCAAGUUAAUGAUGCCUCACUGGAUGACCCCAGACCAGAGAGGCAAGGGUCUCUAUGCAGAUUAUCUGUUUAACGCCAUUGCUGGGAACUGGGAGAGGAAGAGACCCGUGUGGGUGAUGCUGAUGGUGAACUCUUUAACAGAAGCAGACAUUAGGUCUCGAGGAGUACCUGUCUUGGAUUUAUACUUAGCCCAAGAAGCAGACAGGAUGAGGAAGAGAACCGGAGCUGUGGAAAGGGUGGAGGAGCAAUGCCACCCUCUGAACCGGUUAAACCUGUCCCAGGUUUUAUUUGCUUUAAACCAGACAUUGCUGCAGCAUGAGAGUCUACGGGCUGGGAGCUUCCAAGCCCCUUACACAACAGAAGACCUCAUCAAGCAUUACAACUGUGGAGACCUCAACUCUAUCAUCUUCAAUCAGGACACACAUCAGCUCCCCACAUUUAUCAACAAUACUUUACCAUCACAAGACCAAAUAACAGCUCAGGAGAUAGACAUUUACUUCAGACAAGAGCUCAUCUAUAAGAGGAAUGAAAGAAUGGCAAGAAGAGUAAUGGGUCUGCUGAAGGAAAACCGGGACAAGAGUUUUUUCUUUGCUUUUGGCGCAGGUCACUUCCUGGGGAAUAAUACCGUCAUCGAUGUUCUCAAACAAAGUGGAUAUGAGGUUGAACACACCCUGCCAGGCCAACCAUUCGAAACCUACAGGAAAGGCCCAAUCCCAGAGGAAGAGCUGGCGACAGAUGAACCAUCGCUGAAGUACUUUGAUCACGUUCCAUCCUCGUCGUCCUCACCUGAAGACUCAGAUGAUGAGAUGCUUCCUCCCCACCUCCUAACAGACAGUAUUAGCCAGCUAGAAGAAUUUGGGAAACACAACAAAUGGUAUCGGAAACAUCACAGAAACCAACAUCGGAGGCAAUUCAACGAUCUCUGGGUCCGAAUGGAUGUCAGUACAACCAUAAUGCCAUCUAAUACAAGGGACAUCAACGGAGAGGAGACCAUAGAUUCCUUGUUGUGGCGUCAGGAUGGACAAGAUGACAUGUACGUGGAGAUAUCAAGUGUGCAAAGCAGUGCAGUCCCAAAAUACAUCUCCACACUUUCUGUUGCCUUAUCUGCCACAUUAACUCUAUGUAUCAUCACAGUUAUAAGGACUUUAUCCUGACACCACCUGCUCCAGAUCCAGCCACCACCUUCCUCUUUAGAUAAUCCUGCCUUUGACUGUUCCUGGAUUAUUAAGCAAAUGGAUGAUAAUGGAACUCAAUUUUUACAAUUACUGAAAACUUUCAUAGUAUUGUGCAUUUAAGAAGAGGAAACACAGUUGCUACUAACAUCAUACGCCCCAUCAAUACAAAGUAAACGCUGCCACUUUGCAUUAUAACAAGUGUUCAUGACACUGAAGUGUAUCCAUCUGAUGGAGACUAUUCACUGAGGUCUGAAGGAUAAAACAGGAUUGCCUCCAUGUUCUGUUUACUUUUACAGCAAACUGUUGGUCAUGGGUGGAGUUAAAAGCCACAUGGGCCUAAAAUCCGGAGCCUAGCUACCCUUUGUUUUCCCAAUAACCAUUUAAGGUUCUAUCAAUUAAUCAAGCUGCCAUUUCUUUCAGUUACGAACAUUGGAACUGUCUCUUCAAUGUUGUGUACAUCUGUAACUGUGUUGGAACGUCUGGAGUUGUUCAAAGGCUGAUGAUUGACUUUAUUUGCUGCAGAUAUCACUGUCAUGUAUAAACCAAGUUGUAGAUCAAUUGGGAUUGGGAUAACCCUGUUACUAUGGCACUCUCAUGAGUAAUUAUUUAGGUAACGAAGGCUGCCACAGAUUGAUUUUGGCCUCACAUAGCAUUUAAAACGUAUGUCUGGGCAAAAAAAAAAAAA